AGAAGCACCAGAAACGAGUCCAUUCCAUCGUCUAACAAUCGUCUGAGAGAGCCUCCCCGCUGCACCCGUCUGCCGCUGCAUGCAUUACCACCUCCCCUGCUCAACAAUCACCACUUACAAGUUGGACUCCCUGGAGGCCUUUCUCAUCUGUAGACGUUUUAUGUUUGUAUCAGAACCCGUGUGCUGGGGUUGAUAUCGUCGUCAUCGCUUCCCUCUGUCUAGCGAAGAGAUCGCAACCACUGUCAAACCUUAGACGCUGAAGACUCGUUACCUUAUUUCGGCUGACCAAAGCUUGGUUGUGACUCUGCGAAACCAUCGCCUGACAUCCUUAGCCUCGUUUGUAGAGGACUACUUGUUCUACCCUGGAACUUACUAAUCUGUCGUGUCCGGUAGAGUUGGCUGCUGUGUGUGCCAACGUCGGUUUCCACGACACAGAUCUGCAGGCAGACGGCUAAGGAACCCUCGGAGUACUCUCUAUUUCCAGUGCAUGAUACCGCACGGGCCAGCUCAUACUUUGGUUAGAAGUGACGUAAUUGGUGUUGCCGCUAACACAACAACAGUUUCAGCAACUUGAGCAGGCUAUGGUGAUUCUAGACACAAAUUUGGUUUAGUCAAUGUAUGGGUCCUAAGUUCCUUCAAAGAUCAUCCACAGUUCGCCGACGAAAGGUGUUUUCAAUUAUCUCCGGGAGUGCAGUAUAGCCGCGCGCAACCGUAAUACCCCUAUUUUUUCUGUCAACUUUCUUAGUCAUAGAUCCUACAUGCAGGUCGCUGGAACCAGGCAAUCUGAGACUCCAAUUUGCAUACCAGAAGUUGAUAAUAUGUUGCUGAGACUACCGCCCCGAUAGCGCUAAGGUCUACACCCCAACAUAGACGCUUAAUCCAAGGAAAGAGCUCUUCUUCAAACUUUCUGCCAAGGUAUCUCACAUCCGCAAGUUAAUUAGCAAGUACGUGCAAUCAGUUUUCUACACAGAAGCCAUAACCAUCGGAAACUUUUUCCCCCCUGCUUCUCGAAAACCAUGGCACCGUACCAGGCCAUCGACAGCCAAGGCUCGCCCAAACAGUUCAACUCCAAGAGCAGUUCAAUGGAGAUGCUAAGCGUAAGCAAGGACUCUCAUAAUGUGGGGAAGCCGGCCGUCGGCGGAGGAGCUCCAUUCAGACGCGACUGGCAGGCGGCCGGCACGCAAGCCAUGCAAGCACCCACUAUUCGGGUGAUACACAUUUUUGCUCCUAAAAUCAUCAAGACGGACGUGGCAAAUUUCAGGUCUACGGUACAGAAACUAACAGGGAAGAGCACUAGGAAGUCGCAACGAAGAGCACGCACGAAGACGGUCAGCGAUGUGGUUGCCGAACAAGAUUGUGCAUUGAUGGCAGCCUCGCAAGGUUGCGCUAGUCUAGCUGGGCAGCCGCAGUGGGACCAGGAAACCGCCCAGAAGGAAGUUCUGCAGAGACUCGUAGUCGAUGCUUGCGGUACCGAUCAUUUGCAUCGCUCCAAUAGUGGAGAGUCAACUACAUUCAGCAUGGAAAGCAACACCAGCAACGACACUGCAGACCUGUCCAGCCCCUCAGAUUUCACCUUCCCCUCUUGCACUUACUUGCAAGGCACCCAGGCGCACUAUUCCUUGGGCGCGAUCCCAGCUCCAUUCUUUGGGUCCCUCGUGUCGGACAUGGUUCAGCCCAGCUUCCCCGUCUCGUCGCCCACUUUCUCCCAUCCCAGCUCUCAUGGUUCCGUGGGAAUGCUGGACAACGCGUUGCAGCUGCCGCCUGUGAUGGACAACAGCUUUCCUAGUUUUGAGGUGGACACUGUGGAGACGGCUCUCGGCCCCUCGCUUCUGUCCGAUGUUCCAUUUUCGAGUUCUCUCGGAGGCGCCUUCUCAGGAGGGGGCUUGUAUGAUUUAAUGCACCAGCAGCAGUAUUGCAGAUUGAGCGCCGUCCACCAGUCGUUUCAAGGCGGCGCUUUCUUUGAUCAGUCGAUUUAGCUCCUGUGAUUAAAGAUUUCGGCACAGAUUCAAGCGAGAACGGAUGAAUGGGUCACCACCAAUACAUUGUAGUGCAAUUCACUUGGCGAGCGAAGAUGGCGGAAUUGCAACUUCAAGUUUGAGUUGUGCUGGUUGUGGUGGCAGUGUACACUUGUACAACAUUGAGAAAAGAAUUGAGGAGCAGUAGAUCAGAGGUUAGCAUGUUACAUCACAUCGUAGGCACGCACCCCAUGGGCUGAGCUAAUCACAACGGCAGCAGGAUAAUUCACCACUGUUGUUGCCCUAGCAACUGUACAGAACAGACGGGCCGCAUAACGACAUUUCAACGACAUUUCCAAGUGGUUGAAAUGGGUACCUAACUCAGGCACCUCCGAAUCGCGACGCAAGAUCUGAACACUUGUUCAGGCCGAGGCCGAGCACUCAGUUACACAGCAUUGGUUACGUUGAUAGCCAUUGAAGAGUGUAGAUAUAAAUCGGCUCAUUUUUGGGAUUAGGAACUCAUGGUUCCGUGAGUAGAAUUUACACCAUUCCUCGAUCGUAAUUUAGGAGCUUUUUUGUUUUCUUCUGUUUAAACUUCGAUUCCAGUUCGCUAAGUACAUAAAGCAAUAAUGUCAGUUUAGGGAUA
Physcomitrium patens is the source of this 2601-nucleotide messenger RNA. RefSeq lists its product as uncharacterized. Gene Ontology annotation, cellular component: nucleus. NCBI's taxonomy places the organism in Eukaryota, Viridiplantae, Streptophyta, Bryopsida, Funariales, Funariaceae. The record is from RefSeq and is a predicted model, not a curated record.